GCUUCCUUUGUGCUGACUACUUGGGGUAAGCGAGGGCACAUGCUCUGCAGAAUGACUCUGACUGUGGGCUCUCAGUAUCUGGGACUCCAGAUGGCUCCAAGAAAGUAUCGGUCUCCUAUACCGGCUGUUAUGUCUUUGAAUGGGAUGGCAAUUACCUCAUGCUGGUUGGGCUUGAAGGAACAGAUGCUGCUGGACAAAAGGUUCUUCGUGAAGAGAAGCUGCUCAGGUGCCCUGCGGACCUUCCUGCCCUGGAUGCUCCAAGCAGUAGUGUAUGUUCUGCUGUCCUCACCCAAGACCGGCUGCCAUGUGCCUCCUUGCCUAUCAGCCAGGGAGACUGUGAAGUUCAAGGCUGCUGCUACGACCCUAGGGACAGGGUGAAGCCUUGUUAUUUUGGUAACACAGUGACAGCUCAUUGCACACCAGAUGGCCAGUUUUCCAUUGCUGUCUCUCGGGAUGUGACCCUGCCACCCGUUAUCCUGGACUCUGUGCAACUGGCCAGCGGCCACAGUAUUGGCUGUGUCCCUGUUGUGAAAAACAAUGCCUUUGUCAUGUACCGGUUCCCACUCUCUGCCUGUGGCACCACUUUUCAGGUGACUGGAGACCAGGCCAUAUAUGAGAAUGAGUUGGUGGCAUCCAGGGAUGUGAAGACUGGGAGCCUUGGCUCUGUCACUAGGGAUAGCACUUUCAGGUUACAUGUCCGCUGCAGUUACUCCAUCACUGGGAGCUUCGUUCCCUUGAGUGUUCAGGUCUUCACAUUGCCACCACUCCCUGCUGUGUCCCAGCCAGGUCCUCUGUCCUUGGAGCUGCGCGUUGCCUCAGAUGGAAGCUAUACUUCCUACUAUACUGACAGCGACUAUCCUGUUGUGAAGACUCUGCGAGACCCUGUUUAUGCAGAAGUCAAGAUCCUUCAGAGAACAGACCCUGACUUGGUUUUAGUCCUGCACCACUGCUGGGCCACACCAAGUAGCAAUCCCCAGCAACGGUUGCAGUGGCCUGUUUUGGUGGAUGGGUGCCCUUAUGCAGGGGACAACUAUCAGACACAGCUGGUACCUCUGAAUCUUGCCUCAGGACUACUGUUCCCCUCUCAUUACCAGCGUUUCACCCUCUACACAUUCACCUUUGUGGACUCCACUUCCCAAGAGAUGCUCUCUGGGCUGGUGUACCUGCACUGCAGUGCUUCAGUGUGCCACCGGUCUGUACAGGAGUCCUGCACCACCACUUGUCCUGUUAGAGCCAGGGGUAAAAGGAGUGCUGAGCAUCCUCUUCAGGACGAUGCGUCCCGUGUCUCCAGCAAAGGCCCUGUGAUUUUCCUCCAGGAUGAGCUAAGAUGGGACACAGCCAAGGAUGGCCUUGGUAAGCAUGCCAGCCCAGCAUAG
Molecule: messenger RNA, 1376 nt
Organism: Pygoscelis adeliae (Adelie penguin)
Lineage: Eukaryota; Metazoa; Chordata; Aves; Sphenisciformes; Spheniscidae
Gene: ZP4
Product: zona pellucida glycoprotein 4
Exons: 11
Coding region: 159-1376 (405 amino acids)
Biological process (GO): binding of sperm to zona pellucida; prevention of polyspermy
Cellular component (GO): egg coat
Molecular function (GO): structural constituent of egg coat; acrosin binding
Source: RefSeq, a predicted model, not a curated record